AUGAUUCCUGAACCAAGUACACCUGGAUCAGAAAUGUUUACUAUAAAUACCAGUAAAGUAUUGUUGACCUUGGUGACAGAAUUAGACUAUGAAGUGGAACAAACUUACACUCUUACUUUGAGAGUAGCAGAUACAGGCUCAGGGUUGACUGGUUCCCUUAUCAUAAGGGUUAGUGUACAAGAUGUGAAUGACAACUGUCCAAGUUUGACCAGUAUAUCGUACAUCACACCACGACCUAUCCUACAGUUAGAUCCUCUGUUUAAUGUACAGUCAAUGGAUUCUGACAGCGGGAUCAACGCUGAGACACAGGUCUACAUAUCACCUGUAAUGUAUGAAAGUCCACCAGUAGAUUACACUAACAUAUCUGAUAUCAGACGUCAGGUGUACAAUGGUAGCACAGAACUAACGUUAGAGAUAGUUGGGAUAGAUCAGGGGACACCACCAAGGGGUAGUGCUGUCAACGUUACAGUCAAUAUCAGUAAUACGUGUCUAAUAGAUGAGUGGUUAGAUAGAACUAAUAUGUUAUUCACAGUCAACCAAUCGUCUGGUGAUGUCUACCUCAGAAUACCAGGGUACUGGAUUAUUAAUUAUACCUGCUCAGAUUAUAUUGGUAUAUAUAAUGGGUUGAUAAGAGAUGAUCAGAUGUCAGCUUCUUCAUCCAGGAGUAAGCUGACCCUACCUGUCAGAGCUAGAUUGGGAAAUAAUGCGUCCGAUCCUGUUUUUGGUCCCCUUACUGGAGGAUGGGUAGCAGGCACCAAUGACCUUGACCAGUACAUAGAGGUCAACAUGGAAGAAUUAUAUCAGAUUAAACAGAUACAUUUACAAGGCCAACAAGAUGAAGCUAAUUGGGUUACAUCAUUCAGAGUUUAUUAUUUUCAUAAAACAGCAGGAAACUGGAUACUUUACAAAAAUGAUCGCGGGGAAUUUAUAUUUUUGGGUAAUAAUGACCAGGAUACUAUAAGGACUACAGAUCUUGUUCCACCAAUAGUGUCUCAGUAUAUCAGAAUUAACCCCAGGAAUUGGACAAACAACAUAGGAUUAAGGAUGGAGUUGUCUGGAUGUCCUGUAGCACUACAGUAUUAUUAUGAUACCAGUUGUGAGAGGUGUUAUACCUCCUCUUAUUGCCUGGGAGAUGGAGAAACACAUAUGUGUGGACGAUGUGAGAAUGCAACUGACCCAUGUGAUAGAAGUCCUACAGAACAUUCAUUUGGUGCACAGUCAGAGUGUUUACCUUGUCUGGAUGGUUGGAUAUGUAAGGAUGGUUACGCCACACCAUGUGCUAAUUUUACAUAUGUAUUGGGAUGUAAUGAUACAUACUGCCCUGACACAUGUACACUUUGUGAGCCUGGACAUGCAUGUAGAGGUGGCCAGAGAUACGUUUGUCUCCCAGGAACUUAUUCUAAGGGCACCGAUGAAUUUUGUUCCAUAUGUACAGAAGGAUUAUAUCAGGAUGAGGCGGGCCAAUCAGAAUGUAAAAAAUGUCUGUCUGGUUACUAUAGCAGCAAGUCAAAAGACCGCUGUAAUGCAUGUGACGUUGGAUCAUAUAGUCUUGGUGACGGGAAAGUAGGAUGUAUAGCCUGUACUAGUACUACAGAAUGCCCUUGUAUGGGAAAUACAGCCUGUUUUAAAGCUGGGGGAAGUAGAGCAGGAUGCAUAAACAAAGGAGCAGGCAGUUAUGAGUGUCUAGACUGUCCAGUAGGAUUCAUUGGUGAUGGAGUAACCUGUGCUGAUAUAGAUGAGUGUGCAUUACAUCAUCCCUGUUGGAACACAUCAGCCUGCAUAAACACAGUUCCUGGUUACCAGUGUCUAGCAUGCCCAUAUGGAUAUACUGGUACCUAUGAAGAUGGACUGGCAUGGAAUAAUACAGUCCGAGUGUUUGAGCUAAUGAACCAAGAGUUAGCUCCCCUACAGGAACAGAUUUGUGUUGAUAUUAAUGAGUGUCUAACAGAUAACGGCAGAUGUGAUCCAUUGUCUCCAUGCUUUAAUACUAUAGGUAGUUACUACUGUGGGUUUUGUGCAGAAGGGUAUGCUGGUAUACCAAGUAUUAACUGUUACUCUUCUAACUACUGUCAGACUGGACAACACACCUGUUCACAGUAUGCUACCUGUAUUUACCUAGGACCAGGGGAGUAUUCUUGUGAGUGUAACAUUGGAUACACAGGUACUGGUAAAUACUGUGGUUUUGAUUCAGAUUUAGAUGGACACCCAGACAUAACAUUACCAUGUACAGACUGGGGUUGUUAUCGGGAUAAUUGUCGGAUGAAACCAAAUUGUGGACAAGAAGAUGCUGAUGGAGACAGAAUCGGUGAUGAUUGUGAUAACGACUCAGAUAAUGAUGGCACUAUCGAUCCUUUAGAUAACUGUCCGUAUGUACAUAGUUGGGAUAGAACAGAUACUGACAGUGAUACAGUAGGUGAUGUGUGUGAUAACUGUCCGUCCUUCACUAACACAGAUCAGAUAGAUACAGAUAAAGAUGGAGUUGGUGAUGCCUGUGAUACUGAUGAUGACAAUGAUGGUAGACCAGAUGGUACAGAUAAUUGUCCAUUGAAAACCAAUCCAACACAAGUGGACUCAGAUGGUGAUAAUGUUGGUGAUGUUUGUGAUAAUUGUAUAAGUAUAGGAAACCCUGCCCAGACAGAUACAGAUCAGAAUGGAUAUGGUGAUAGCUGUGAUCCCACUAUCAAUAAGGACAGGGAUGGAGAUAGUGUCCUUGACAUCGGUGACAAUUGUCAGGAGGCAGCUAAUGGUGAACAGACAGAUACAGAUGGGAAUGGUAUAG
This is a messenger RNA of Mytilus trossulus (common blue mussel), 2779 nucleotides long. RefSeq names its product fibrillin-1-like. Lineage: Eukaryota; Metazoa; Mollusca; Bivalvia; Mytilida; Mytilidae. Gene Ontology annotation, biological process: homophilic cell-cell adhesion. Gene Ontology annotation, molecular function: calcium ion binding. The annotation marks the transcript as partial. The record is from RefSeq and is a predicted model, not a curated record. The transcript is spliced from 16 exons. Gene Ontology annotation, cellular component: plasma membrane.